GAUCCCGUUUUCAUAUCGCGUAUUAGCAGCACUACCGAUAACGAACAAACUAGCUUACGGGAGGAGCACCCACCGAUUCCGAUCCAUUUUAUUCCAUGGCCAUGGCGACCUCGAGCUCCACCUUCAUUGCUUCUUUCAACACUUCUCCUUAUUUGUUUCCAUGCCGGUUUAGGUUUUUGGAGCCGGAGUUCGUUGCUCAUGUCCCUCACCGCGGCUUUGGGGGUGGUGCUAGGCCGAUUUUCUUGCGGAAAUGGAAUAUUGUGAGCGCAUCAUCCAAUGCCUUGAAUGCAGUCAGUCCAGCAUCAUUGGUUUUUGAUGAAGAUAACGACCCAAUGCCCAUAGUUCUCAUAGAUCAGGAUUCAGAUUCCUUUGCAACGAUAGUGGAAGUCAGUUUUGGCGAUCGCCUUGGAGCUCUUAUUGAUACGAUGAGAGCGUUAAAAGAUUUGGGUUUGGAUGUGGCCAAGGGAACUGUUAGCACAGAGGGACCAGUCAAGAAAACAAAAUUUUAUCUGACAAGACUAGACUCUGGCCGGAAGGUAGAAGAUCCUGAUUUGUUGGAGAGCAUUCGUUUAACCAUCAUCAACAACCUUUUGAAGUACCACCCUGAAUCUAGUCAACAGCUUGCAAUGGGUGAGGCUUUUGGAAUUCAACCUCCAGAGAAAAAGCUUGAUAUUGAUAUUGCAACUCAUGUUCACGUGAGAGCCGAUGGACCUAAAAGGAGCCUACUUUGUUUGGAGACAGCAGACCGACCUGGAUUGCUGGUGGAAGUUAUAAAAAUACUCGCUGAUAUCAACAUUGAAGUUGAAUCGGCAGAGAUAGAUACGGAAGGGUUGGUCGCCAAGGACAAGUUUCAUGUCAGUUAUGGGGGAGCUGCAUUAAAUAGUUCCUUAUCUCAGGUAUUAGUAAAUUGUCUACGUUACUACCUGCGGAGGCCCGAGACAGACGUAGAUAGUUAUUAAAAUCUUGGGGAACAUCGUCUCAUCUCAAUGUAAGAUGCACUUGCUUUGGUUAGCUGCUGAAUAACUCCGAAGCUGUUCAUCCAAAGACCAUGUCUUGCCUGUGUAGAGUUCAGUUAUUGUCUCACAACAAAUGCUAUCUUCCACGUCUGUUGGUAUCUGUCCAAGACUCAUCGUUGUUCUCACAUACCAAAUUAAAAAGGGAUUUGAAGAAUAAAUUUGGUUAUUUUCAAGUAUUUAGUACUCAA
Molecule: messenger RNA, 1204 nt
Organism: Cucurbita moschata (crookneck pumpkin)
Lineage: Eukaryota; Viridiplantae; Streptophyta; Magnoliopsida; Cucurbitales; Cucurbitaceae
Product: ACT domain-containing protein ACR12-like
Exons: 11
Coding region: 96-959 (287 amino acids)
Cellular component (GO): chloroplast stroma; chloroplast thylakoid membrane
Source: RefSeq, a predicted model, not a curated record